This is a messenger RNA of Frieseomelitta varia, 1354 nucleotides long. Its product is annotated as pinopsin-like. Gene Ontology annotation, biological process: G protein-coupled receptor signaling pathway. The coding region runs from base 95 to 1084 and encodes 329 amino acids. The record is from RefSeq and is a predicted model, not a curated record. NCBI's taxonomy places the organism in Eukaryota, Metazoa, Arthropoda, Insecta, Hymenoptera, Apidae. Gene Ontology annotation, cellular component: membrane; photoreceptor outer segment. Gene Ontology annotation, molecular function: G protein-coupled receptor activity. The transcript has 6 exons.
UGUCCCGUUGGUUUUCGUCUCGCAUCACUGGUAACGGAAAAGAAAAAAGGUGGCAAAGUAAGAAGAAAUAAAGAACGAAAAUAGAAAGAGAGAAAUGUCUUUGAACCGCAGCACCGUAGAUAAUGUUUACGGGGUGGAGGAUCAAGUCAGUCCGGUGGUGUACGUUAGUACGGCGACUGCGUUGGGAUUUAUCGGAUUCUUCGGCUUCACUAUGAACCUUUUGGUAGCGGUGGUGAUCAUAAAAGACGCGGAGACACUUUGGACACCUGUCAACGUGAUCCUGGUUAAUCUUAUCGUUGGCGACUUCCUGGUGGCCGCAUUUGGGAAUCCUGUUGCGAUGAUAUCCGCUAUCACAGGCGGAUGGUACUGGGGUUACAAAAUGUGUCUCUGGUACGCCUGGUUCAUGUCCACACUGGGAUUCGCCAGUAUCGGAAACCUAACAGUGAUGGCUGUUGAAAGAUGGUUAUUAGUGGUCAGACCCAUGAAAGCCUUGUCCAUAAGACACGCAAAGAUACUUGGAUUCUUCGUGUGGAUCUACGCACUCUGCCUCUCCCUGCCGCCGCUAUUUGGCUGGGGUAGUUACAGCCCGGAGGCAGGGAACGUGUCCUGCAGCGUAUCCUGGGAAGUCCACGACCCUGUUACCAAAAGCGAGAGCUACAUAGGAUUCCUCUUCAUACUCGGCCUGCUUGUCCCGGUCUUGGUGAUCAGCGGCAGUUACGCAGCGAUCAUACUGACUUUGAGGAGAGUGCGAAAGAGAGCAGGUGCAAGUGGAAGACGCGAAGCGAAGAUCACGAAAAUGGUCGCGCUAAUGAUCACGGCCUUUUUAAUCGCUUGGUCGCCUUACGCUGCUCUUGCAAUUGCCGCACAAUAUUUCGACGUGAAACCAUCAGCGUCGGUAGCUGUACUUCCGGCGUUAUUGGCCAAAUCCUCCAUUUGUUACAAUCCUAUAAUCUACGCAGGUUUGAACAGUCAGUUCUCCCGAUCGUUGAAGAAGAUCUUCAACAUACGAACAACGAGGAACACGACACCGGACAGUCAGAACACCGCGCUCACGAUGGUGAACAGGCAAGAGCAGAGAAACUGAGGACAAUGUCGUCGUAAAUAUCCGUAGCCGCGUAGACGUUCGACGAAAUUGCAAAUAGAACGAGGAAUACUAUUCAAAGAACAUCCAAGGGAAUAAAACUCAAAGAGAGAUAUUAUGGGAAGAUGAAUAUAUCUGAACAGAAUCGUUUGAAUAAUUUCCGCCUUUUCUCCUAGUCUCUGACACUUAAGCUCCCGAACCGUGACGAGUAUCGAAUUCAAAGUAGAAACAGUCGGGAGGAAAUGAAAUUCGGGGACAAGCAUCAACGUUCAG